AUGAUUGGAAAACGGAAGAGAGACACGUCUGUUGUGUCCCGAUCUACGACAGUGGAGGACGAGGAGGUCUCUCCACCCCCUCCAGACACCUCCGCUCAGGAUGUUUUUCGGAAGUUUUUUGAAGCUCAAUUUCAGCCAUUAGAGGUGCCUAAACGUCAGGCUACGGACACUGAUGCUUCCGAAGAGGAGGAUGAGGAUGAGGACGACGAGUCAGAAGAUGGCGACACUGGAUCUGAAUGGGACGGGCUCUCUGGGGACGAAGGAGCAUCCAACGCGGUGGAGGUGAUCUCCUACGCCGACUCCGCUAAGACUGAAGCCCCGUUGGAUAAGAAGGCGCGCAAGGCGUUCAUGACUGCAAAGCCCCCAUCGUUCGAGGUGAAGGCGACCAGCGCAAAGCGAUCCCCUUCCAAGGAUGAAGAUGAGGAUGGAAUUGACGCGGCUGACGCGGACAAUCUGAAGAACGACCUUGCGCUUCAACGGCUGCUCAAAGAAUCGCACCUGCUAGAGUCGGGGUCGGAUCUCGCACCCACAGGCAAAAACCGACUCAAGGCCCUCGACCUCCGAAUGCAGUCGCUCGGAGCGAAGACAUCCCUCUAUCACCAGAAAAUGCCGUCGUCGCAUCGGAGAGGCAUCAAAGCCAAGGCCGAAAAGAGGGAGGAAAGGCGACGCCUGGAAGCCAAGGAAAACGGAAUUAUUCUGGAGAAGCCCACACCAAAGUCGAAGACUAGUGUUGGGCGACGAGAACGUGGUGUUGGAGGGCCUACUAUUGGCAAGUUCUCCGGCGGUACCUUGAACCUUAGCAAACGCGAUCUGUCGGCCAUCCAGAAACCGCGCCGGUCAGGCAAAGGAAAGACGCGCGGACGGCGUUGA
Molecule: messenger RNA, 870 nt
Organism: Aspergillus terreus NIH2624
Lineage: Eukaryota; Fungi; Ascomycota; Eurotiomycetes; Eurotiales; Aspergillaceae
Exons: 2
Coding region: 1-870 (289 amino acids)
Biological process (GO): maturation of SSU-rRNA from tricistronic rRNA transcript (SSU-rRNA, 5.8S rRNA, LSU-rRNA)
Cellular component (GO): nucleolus
Source: RefSeq, a predicted model, not a curated record